AUGUUAAGAAGAAAAUUAGAAGCUGUUGGAGAUACAGUAGAAUCAUUUCAUUUCAUUUUACAUUCAAAAGAUGAACAAAAUUUAACUCGUGAAGAUCAAGAUAAAGGAAAAGAAUUAUAUUCACUUUUAGUACAACAUGAAAUUAUUCAAGGAGACACAUCUGGUGGACUUGCCAAAUAUAAAUAUGGAGAUAUUAAAAGAAAUAUUGAAAGAAUUUUAAAUAAAAUUUUAAAAAAUAUUCAAUUUGAAAAUGAUAAAGAAUUAAUUUUGUCGAAAAUUUUGUCUUUACAAGGAGAUAUUCGUUCAUUUAAAAAAGGUUUAAAAGCUAAUUUAAAAGAUUUUAUAGAUCUUCAAGAUCAAGAAAAUGUUCCAAGUGAAUUAAGAUUUUUUGAAGGUUUUAAUCUUAAUAAAUUUUUGAUUAUUGAAGAAGAUAAAUCUUGGUGGGAUUGA
This is a messenger RNA of Rotaria sp. Silwood1, 450 nucleotides long. The record is from the annotation of a GenBank genome assembly. NCBI's taxonomy places the organism in Eukaryota, Metazoa, Rotifera, Eurotatoria, Philodinida, Philodinidae.